AUGAAAACACUCGGGAGAGAGGCGGGCCAGGCGUGCGCGCCCUGCUGCUGCAGAUGGAGCGAGAAAUGGCUCGCGCUUAGAAGCGCUUCUGUCGAGCGGCUGGUGCUGGGCGCCAUAUCCACGUUGCCUUCGGGGGAGGUCCCACUGCGUUCAGAGAAAGCAGGAGCAAUAUCGGCCUGCCAGAAGUGUCUGCAGUCGUUUCCUGCUUGGUCGCAGAAAUCUCCAUAUCCCUUUCAGGACAAAGCAUCAGAGAGCAAUGCAGUGGUACAGAAGUCUGCAUCUCUAUCUGUGGCACAACUAGCAGGGAAAUUCCAAGAUCAACCACCUCUUUCUGGAAAGGAGAUACCAGCUGAUAAGCCAGCCCGCAGAAAACCACCAUGUUCCCUCCCUCUCCAUCCACACAAGACAGAGCUUGGCCAGAAUGGUGAGCUUAAACCUUCUCCAAAUGCUUCUCAUCCUCCAAGGGUAAAAGUAAAAAGCUCUCCCAUGAUUGAAAAACUUCAGGCCAAUCUGGCAUUUGCUCCAGCUUCAUUACUGCCAGGGGCUUCUCCCAAAAGUCCUGGCCUAAAAGUAAUGGUUUCUCCAUUUAACAGUCCAGCCACUACUCCCAGCAGUACACAAAUUCAGUCUCAUGCAAAUGAAUCAAAGGAGACACCAGUUGGCUUUGAUCAGCCACCAGAGGGCACUCACCUUCAGUUCUAUAAUAAGGUACGAACCCGGGGAUCAAUUAAACGCAGGCCUCCCUCUAGAAGAUUUCGAAAGUCACAAUCAGAGAGUGAUGACCAAGAUUUAGGGGUGACUCUUUUACCUCAGGAGAAUGGUGCCAGGGAAGAGGAGAGUGAGGAUGGUGUAUUCGUGGACAAGAGCAAGACUGUGAAAUCACUCUCUCCCACUGUAGAUGGUGUAGACCACAAUGUGAAACAAAACAGGAGCACAUCUGAUGAAAAAACCUUAUUGGAUCAGAAAUCUGGAAGAACAGCAAACAAGGAGGAAGAAUUGGGAACAGAAAAAGAGACAUUAGAUAAGGACUGCACAGAAGAGAAGUCACACCAGAACGCUGCAGAGGAAAACCCAUAUGAGAGUAUCAAGAAAAACAAGGAGACAAAUCCAGGUUGCAGCACUGCAGACAAUAUGGAAGGAGAGUCAUGCAAGACCAGUUUGUUGGAUAAGGAGGUUGAUAAUGGUUCUGAACAGAGGAAUGAAGAUAAAGGAGAGAGGGGGGAUAAAUUCUGUGAGAGUGAAAACAUAAAGCAGAGAUCAGACUCACAAGACACAGGGACUCCACAGCCUGCAGGAGACACCACAAUGUGAUAAUAAAACUGGUUAUACACUGAAUGGAGACACUGAGAUAAGGGUAGGAUUUCCAGCACAGCACUUGCUUCUGAAGGACCUAAAGCUCAUCUUAAUAUGAAAACCCCAGGGAUGCCAGUAUUACUCAUUUCCUUUUGGCAGUUCUUAGGUUCUUUACCGUGGCAAAUAUGGUCAACUUGGAUGGAAGACAGCCUGAUAUAGACACUGUUAGGUUUCUCAAGCUGGUGAUUCUCCAAGAAAAAUAUGUUCAGUUACAGAAAGCAACAGUUGCCGAAUCGUCACAUUUUAUUCUACAGUCUAGCUCUAAUAGUAACAGCAUUUGUCAAAUUGAAAGAACUCUAAUGCAUAUUAGUUACAUUUUCUGAUUAAAGUGGACAUUUUCAAA
Eublepharis macularius is the source of this 1696-nucleotide messenger RNA. It is a transcript of the gene RCSD1, whose product is annotated as RCSD domain containing 1. Gene Ontology annotation, molecular function: phosphatidylinositol phosphate binding; actin filament binding; retromer complex binding. NCBI's taxonomy places the organism in Eukaryota, Metazoa, Chordata, Lepidosauria, Squamata, Eublepharidae. Gene Ontology annotation, cellular component: early endosome; WASH complex. The record is from RefSeq and is a predicted model, not a curated record. The coding region runs from base 1 to 1311 and encodes 436 amino acids. Gene Ontology annotation, biological process: skeletal muscle contraction; retrograde transport, endosome to Golgi; protein localization to endosome. The transcript has 8 exons.